AUGUGCAUGCAGGAACAACUGGCCACGAUGCGGAUGGCGGGAGCAAUGCAAAAGAGCACGCAAGUGAUGAAGAGCAUGCAGAACCUGGUGAAGGUGCCCGAGAUUAUGAAAACGAUGCGUGAGAUGAGCGAAGAAAUGAUGAAACUCGGCAUCAUCGAGGAGAUGAUUGAAGACACGAUGGACGCCAUGGAUGAGCCCGAUAUGGAGGAGAGAGCACAGGAGGAAGUCGACCGAAUCCUUUGGGAAGUAACAGCCGGCGAGCUGGGCAAGGCUCCAUCAGCGGUGAAGGGCGGUCUGGAGAUGGAGGGAACGACAGCCGACUCUGAGAUGGAAAGGAUGCGAGAACGACUCGCCGAGCUCAAGGAU
Molecule: messenger RNA, 366 nt
Organism: Mesorhabditis belari
Lineage: Eukaryota; Metazoa; Nematoda; Chromadorea; Rhabditida; Rhabditidae
Source: the annotation of a GenBank genome assembly